Molecule: messenger RNA, 1917 nt
Organism: Acanthochromis polyacanthus (spiny chromis)
Lineage: Eukaryota; Metazoa; Chordata; Actinopteri; Pomacentridae
Product: trafficking regulator of GLUT4 1-like
Exons: 3
Coding region: 470-1012 (180 amino acids)
Cellular component (GO): membrane
Source: RefSeq, a predicted model, not a curated record
GAUCCAGCUGCUGCCCCCGCGCGUAAAUGGAAAGCUUUUACGCACCGCGCGUGUUCACUUCAAAAGAGAUUUAAUUGUUGUUUUUGCAUUGUCACACGCCUCGCCUGGUGCGUAAGUAGGCCUGGAGCACUGAUGUGCUGUAGAGAUGUAAGGGAUGCGGUAAUACCUCACUACAUAAUACAGGGGGGUGGGGGGUAAAAGGCAAGGCGUGCGUCCGGACGCUCACCGCCAACUAAACGCGAGAGGGACUCAGACAUCAAUAACAUCUCGCUCAUCAAUAAGAAAUUUUGGAGUUAGACUGCUUAAUUAAAUAGUUUGCCUUGAAGGACGCUCCCUGAAUGUAUAAUAUCUAAUCUGAUGACCCCCAAUGGAGAACAUCUGAAAGAGGACUCUCCAGCAUCUCCAUCCACAGGAAAGCGGCUCGGCCAGACAGAUAACACGACUUGGAGAUAAUUCUUAUCUUUCAGCGAUGGCUAUCAACACUGAUGCUGCCUUUGGGAAAAGCGCCCUUGGCGAGAGGGAAGUUUCCAACCUCACCGACUUCCAGGACACAGAGAAGCUGCUGAGCACCGCGACCACUGAGCCCACCGGGCAGAACAACAUCAAACCGUCCGACUCUUUUUCCCUCAACAUCAGAGGAAGCAUCCGGUCCCUGGAUGCUGACCAGAACGGACACAGAUCACCGCUAAAGUCGGGCUCCAUCGGGCAGCUGCCGACCCCACCCAAGUCCACGUCCCGGCUCAGCCUGGGCCCGCUGCCCUCCCCGGUGCCACCCGGGUCCGAACCCCCGAGUUACCUCUGGCUCGCCGUGCUGUCCUGCUUCUGCCCCGCCGUGCCGCUCAACAUGUGCGCCCUGUGGUACGCACAUGUGUCGAGGUCUGUUCUCCACACAGGAGAUUUUCAAGGAGCGAGGAAGUAUGGACGUCUAUCUAUGCUGCUCAGCAUUCUGGCGAUGCUGCUGGGUGUGGCUGUGAUCGUCUUCAUAGUGUACACUAUAGAGCUCCAGCAGUGAUGGAAGGAGUUUCCUUUGACUUCAUCUGAUCUCAAAUUUGCACUUGAGAGAGAGGAGGACGGAUGUCAUUUUGAAGAGAAAAAAAGCACAAAAUCUGAGUUGAAAACAAGCUGAAGAGACUCUAAAGUACAAGUUAUUGUUUUGUUUUGUUUUUUUGCUAUGGACUUUAAAAAAAAGAAGGAAAGAAGGUGCAGGACGUUUCACUUUUUCUGGCAACACUGAUGCCCAACAACCCCAGAAAACUCAGGAAUCAAGGAAGGAAAAUGAACAGAUAGUUUCCGACUAUCAGUGAGCUCAUUAGUGGUGCACUGAAGCUCCCACCUGCCUCACAGACAAUUAGAUGGCCCUACAUUUACUUAUUUAAAAAAACUUCGGGCACCAUUAGAGGAGAGGAUGCCUCAAAGACGCAUAAUAACAUUUUAACAUUGUGUGAAGACUCAGUUAAAUGCAUUUCUUUGUGUUCAGACAUAAACAAAAGGCAUCAAAAGUCACCACUGCCUGCCCUGUUUCCUGUCAAUAACUGCAACAACGUACGGACUGACUUCUCUUUUUGUUCACUGGACUUUUUAGCGGCUGUGGAAAGACGUGUAAGCUGUUUUCAUACACUGUUUACAAGAAGUUUAGAACACACGUAUGUUCAUCUGUGGUCAUAGUGUGACAUCUUGCUUUGCGUGCUAACAUGAUAAACUGAUUCCUGUUCCGGCUCCACUGAAGUGUGUGGAUCCCUGAAACCUCAUUAUGUUUACAAUAUACUGCAAGAUAUGAACGGGGCUGCUCCCCUCCUUGUAUGCACCAAUCUCGGCACUCUGAUGUUCAUGUUUAUACAUUUAUACUGUAUGACUGGUUUACUGUGCCAUAGUUCUUGCAUGUCUGAAAUAAACUUGAAUGAGCAUGACCAACCUGAA